CCCCGCCCCCCCGCCAUGGCGCUGUCGCAGCCCGCGGGCGCCUCGUCCUGGGCCGCGGCCGCUCCGGCUCGAACCGGGCCGGGCCCCGGAACGGGUCCCGGAGCGGCCCCGGCCCCCUCCGCCGGCCCCGGGCCGUGCUGGGCCGCGGUGCUCGCCUGCCUCAGCCUGGCCUGCUCCUACGUGGGCAGCCUCUACGUGUGGGGCAGCCCCCUGCCGCGGGACCAUCCAUCUGUCAUCAAGCGGCGCUUCACCAGCGUCCUGGUGGUGUCGGGGCUCUCCCCGGCCUUUGUGUGGCUCUGGAAGGAGCUGACGGGUGUCAAGCUCGACACCCCCCUGCCAGCACUGCUGGGGCUGCGCCUGGAGGGGCUGGUGCCAGCCACGCUGCUGCCACUGCUGCUCACCAUGAUCCUUUUCCUGGGACCCCUCAUCCAGCUCUCCAUGGACUGUCCCUGGCGCUGGCUUGAUGGCAUCAGGGUGGCUUUCGACCCCAGGUUCUGGGUGCUGUGCCUGGGGGACGUGCGCUGGCUGCGGAACCAAGUGGUGGCCCCGCUGACGGAGGAGCUGGUGUUCCGUGCCUGCAUGCUGCCCAUGCUGGUGCCCUGCACCGGGCCCGGCCCUGCCGUCCUCGCCUGCCCCCUCUUCUUUGGUGUGGCUCAUUUCCACCACGUCAUUGAACAGCUCCGGUUCCGACAGGGCUCUGUCAGCAGCAUCUUCAUGUCAGCAGCUUUCCAGUUCUCCUACACUGCCGUCUUCGGCGCCUACACGGCCUUCCUCUUCCUCAGGACAGGUCACCUGGCGGGCCCGGUGCUGUGUCAUUCCUUCUGCAACUCCAUGGGCUUCCCGGCGGUGGGGGCGGCGCUGGAGCACCCCCGGCGCCGGGCGCUGCUGCCCUGUUACCUGCUGGGGGUCCUGCUCUUCCUCCUGCUCCUGCACCCCCUCACCGAGCCCACCUUCUUCGGGGGCACCCCAGCCUGUGCCCCCCACCCCGGGGGCCCCCCUGCCUGCUCCUGACCCGGGUGUGGGGGCACCCGCCCUGGCCCCCGCCACCCCCAAACCCCCUUUUUAUAGGUGCCGCUGCACAGAGCUCUAUUUUUGUGAUUAAAGUGCUUUAAGCCUU
Molecule: messenger RNA, 1117 nt
Organism: Pezoporus occidentalis (night parrot)
Lineage: Eukaryota; Metazoa; Chordata; Aves; Psittaciformes; Psittacidae
Gene: RCE1
Product: Ras converting CAAX endopeptidase 1
Exons: 8
Coding region: 16-1011 (331 amino acids)
Biological process (GO): CAAX-box protein processing
Cellular component (GO): endoplasmic reticulum membrane
Molecular function (GO): metalloendopeptidase activity
Source: RefSeq, a predicted model, not a curated record